This is a messenger RNA of Wallemia ichthyophaga EXF-994, 720 nucleotides long. Its product is annotated as Putative nicotinamide N-methyltransferase. Gene Ontology annotation, molecular function: protein-lysine N-methyltransferase activity. The transcript is spliced from 2 exons. The record is from RefSeq and is a predicted model, not a curated record. The coding region runs from base 1 to 720 and encodes 239 amino acids. Lineage: Eukaryota; Fungi; Basidiomycota; Wallemiomycetes; Wallemiales; Wallemiaceae. Gene Ontology annotation, biological process: peptidyl-lysine dimethylation.
AUGGGGGAUCUGCAAUUAGAUAGUAUAUUUGGUAGAUCGCCCUCACCACCACCAGCAGCGCCACCAAAGUACGAGAGCUACACUUACAAAGGACGAGAAUUGAAGAUACGGUUAGAAUCAUUUCAUCCAUUGUGGGCGCAUUAUCUCUGGAAUGCAAGUAGAGUAUUCUGUAACUAUCUAAUCAACAACAAUCUGUGUAAAGGAAAGAGCGUAUGCGAGUUGGGUGCAGGAGCCGGACUUCCGUCGCUAGUCUCAGCGUUGGAAGGAGCAGAUAAGACGGUGGUUACAGACUACCCAGAUGAGCCGCUUUUGAACAACCUCCGAAUCAACGUCGGUGAAUGCUUAGAAGAAAACGCUCAGAACAAGAUAAAGGUUGAGGGAUUUGUUUGGGGUUCUGAUAUAGCAAAUCUCCUUGCAGCCAACAACGGCAACAAAUUUGACAUUCUUAUUCUGUCUGAUUUGGUGUUUAACCAUUCUCAGCACAACUCGCUGCUGAAAAGUUGUAAGGGAUUGAUAGCCCAAGGUGGACAGUGUCUCGUCUUUUUCAGUCACCACCGCCCACAUAAGGCUAAAGAGGAUAUGGGAUUCUUCGAUAAAGCUGCAGAAGAAGGCUGGAUUGUCGAGCGUGUAGUGGAAGAGCGUGUUGGCGUCAUGUUCGAAGAAGACACUGGAGAUGAAGGUGUCCGAGCCACAGUGCAUGGAUUUAAGCUUACAUUGUAG